CGCAGAAAGCCGCCGAUGCCAUUGCUCCUCAUGUCCGGCCACCUCGACCUUAUGCUAAUAAUGAUGUCCCCUGGGUCAGUACGAUCCAUCCAUCAACAUGCAGCUCUGACGCCUGUUCAGGACCAAAAUAUCCGAGCGCAGAAUAAUGAUUAGUCUCUUGAGGAAAGCCCAGACCGUCCUUCUUCGCUGUCGGGCGAUACUUAUGCCUAGGCUCGUGGCAUUUCCUUGUGGCCCCAUCGACGUCACGACACGUCUGGAUGCACAUAAUCAUCAUGCGCUAUCGUGUCUCCGGACGGCAACCCCUACAACACGGGUUUCCGCCCUCUGUGUCUCUUUCCGAUAUCAAAGCUGCAUCGCUCAUCACAUCACUACCUCGAUCUCGACGCCCCAACAUUGCUCUCCUCCAAGAUCCCACCGUGUUCGAAGGAAAUGUCUGACUGUAAGACAAUCUAAACGACCGCUCUUCGUUCUCGACUCGCUUGUCAAUGCACAGGCUCCUACGCUCCAGUCCUCGUGUCCUGGCUCGUGCAGUCGGAUGCAUCGACGAAGUAGGAUUGCCUGAUGCCCUGUGUACCAUCGACCUUCGUAUAAAAUGACUCUUUGGGGCGAAAGGUGGCUGCAAAAGGAGUUCGCAUCCGCGUUGAGACAUUAUGCACGCUUGUCUUCAGAGCCGUGCUGAUCCCAUCUUGUUCCGACGUUUGAGGCCGGCCUGAGAGCUCCAGACUGAUCUCAGUCGCGAAUGG
This is a messenger RNA of Kockovaella imperatae, 743 nucleotides long. RefSeq lists its product as hypothetical. Bases 146 to 562 code for a protein of 138 amino acids. The record is from RefSeq and is a predicted model, not a curated record. Lineage: Eukaryota; Fungi; Basidiomycota; Tremellomycetes; Tremellales; Cuniculitremaceae. The transcript is spliced from 2 exons.